UGGCCAAAGGGGCCGGCCAGGAGCGAUGCGCGCGGGGAGGCGGAGCGGCUGGUGCCCGUGGGCGCCCCUGGUGCUUCUGGCGAUUCUCAUUUUUGACAACUUCUGCCAUGGACUAGGAGAUAACGACAGCCUAAGACAGACCAGCAGCAAGAGAAGCAGACAGAAUCUGUUGGACAGUCUUCGUCCUUUGCGGCGCACAAAAAGAAGAUGGAUUAUUGCCACCCUGGAAAUUGAGGAGGAAGACAAAGGCCCAUUUCCCAAAUUAAUCGGAGAGCUCUUCAAUAACAAAUCACAUGAUAUGACCAUCAGAUACUUAAUCAGCGGUCCGGGUGUCGAUGAGUAUCCAGAGGUUGGAUUGUUUUCUCUUGGGGAUGAUUCCAGGGGACUCGUUUAUGUGCAUCGUUCCAUUGAUCGAGAGACCAACCCUUCUUUCUUGGUACGUUUUGACGUUGCAAGUACAUCUACUGGGGAGAUAGUGGACAGAUCUCUACUCUUCUUGGUUAACAUUAAAGACAUAAAUGAUAACGCCCCAAAGUUCACCAAGAAGGAAUAUAACGUCACUGUGAAAGAAAAUCACCAGAGAGAUGAGCCAGUUUUCCAUGUCACAGCCUCAGACAACGAUGAAGGCGGUACUGCCAAUUCUCGAGUGGCGUAUUCCCUUGUUUCGCAGACCCCGCGCCUGAAAGAGCCUGUCUUCACAGUUGAACCAUUUACAGGUCUGAUUCGCAUUUCAGGAUGUCCACGUUAUGAGGGUCCCAGGGCUUUCAAACUUCUGAUCAAGGCGACAGAUCAUGGAAUUCCACCACUGUCAUCAACAGCAACAAUUAAUAUCGCUAUAGAAGAUUCGAACACCCACCUGCCUGAAUUUACGAAAGAAAAUUAUCGGCUGAACAUCACAGAAAACCAAAUGGGAGGAGAUAUCCUACGCCUCAGCGUGGAAGAUAAAGACACUCGCAACACCCCUGCCUGGAGAGCAAAAUAUAAGAUAGUGAAAGGAAAUGAAACAGGGAACUUUAUCAUUAAGACAGAUCCAGACUCCAAUGAAGGGGUUUUAAGCAUCAUAAAGCCUUUGGUUUAUGAUGGCACUUCUGGGAAGAGCCUCAUCAUCUCUGUGGAGAAUGAAGAACCCUUCUUUUCAUGUGACAGAGGACAAAUGCGGAGCCUUCGUGAACCCCCCAAGUCCACAGCUGUGGAUAUUACAGUCCUAGACACAAACGAUGCCCCUCAGUUCCAUCCUCCUGUCCUUGUUCUUCAGCGAGAGGAAGGGGUGAAGAGUGGGACCCAUCUUGGGCAGUACACCGCUCAGGAUCCAGACAGAGUCCCAAAUGCAAUAAGAUAUAAAGUAGCAUUUGACCCAGCAGGCUGGGUGGCUGUUGAAGAACAAUCUGGGAUUUUAACAACGGUGGAAAUAUUGGACCGAGAAUCGCCCUAUGUGAACAACAGUGUAUAUACCAUCCUCCUCUAUGCCAUAGAUGAUGGUGUUCCACCACAGACCGGCACAGGCACCAUCCAGCUUUUCCUGUUUGACGUUAAUGACAACGCUCCGAAGCUCGUUGCACCGUUUCUGGAGGUCUGUGAGGGAACGGACAAGAACUCGUUCCAGAUACAAGCCCAAGACAAAGAUGACUUCCCUUAUGCAGGGCCUUUUACAUUCCACCUGGUUGAAGGCUCAGAAAACACGAAGGGUGUUUGGAAAUUGGGACGGAAUGUUGGUGAUUCAGCUGAGCUGCAGAUGUUAAGAAGCCUCCCUGUUGGCAACUAUUCAGUGCCUCUCCAUAUUUUGGACAAGCAAGCAUUCUCCAGGGUUCAAAGUCUCUAUGUCAGGGUAUGCCCCUGUCUGGAUGGAAGCACUUGUGAUCCGGAGAUCGCAUAUGCCUCAGCAAGAGUUGGUGGUGGAGCAAUUGCUGCCAUCUUGGCUGCCAUUCUCUUUCUCGUGGCGGGCUUAAGCCUCCUCCUCUGGUGCUCUUGCUGUUCGAAUACAGUAUCCAAGAAUGACUUUCCUUUCAUUCCAUCUGAAAUGGGAAACCAGUCUCUAAGCCACUACAAUGAGGAAAGCCAACCUGUACUGUCUCAGGACAUGCCUGAUGCUAGGGAUCAUAUUUUACCAUCCACUGUGUAUGCAGACUCUCGCAAGGACAAGUCCCAACUUCUUAAGGUAACCACAGAACUCCUAAGCAGAACAAGAUCGACGCGGGAUGUCUAA
Sphaerodactylus townsendi is the source of this 2203-nucleotide messenger RNA. RefSeq names its product cadherin 26 (gene CDH26). The transcript has 15 exons. Gene Ontology annotation, biological process: cell-cell junction assembly; adherens junction organization; calcium-dependent cell-cell adhesion. Gene Ontology annotation, cellular component: plasma membrane; adherens junction; catenin complex. The record is from RefSeq and is a predicted model, not a curated record. The coding region runs from base 26 to 2203 and encodes 725 amino acids. NCBI's taxonomy places the organism in Eukaryota, Metazoa, Chordata, Lepidosauria, Squamata, Sphaerodactylidae. Gene Ontology annotation, molecular function: calcium ion binding; cadherin binding.